Adineta ricciae is the source of this 1032-nucleotide messenger RNA. The record is from the annotation of a GenBank genome assembly. Lineage: Eukaryota; Metazoa; Rotifera; Eurotatoria; Adinetida; Adinetidae.
AUGGACCAGUUUUCUACACAAUCGUUAUCAUUCAACAGCACGAACUUCACUUGUACAACACCUCUACUCUGGACUAAAGAAGCGACUGAAGAUCGAAGAGCGCGGCUUAUUGCUUGUAGCGUAGCAGUGUUCACACAUACGGCAUUUUGGCUACAGCUUCUGUUUUGUCCAUCUGUUCGGCAGAAGUCUAUGCAAUGGAUCUAUGCUUACCUUGUCACCGAUAUUCUUCUCCUAAUGCGUUUUUUCUUCAUUUAUAUUGUUCGCAUAACAGCCACCGAAUGUGAACCGACUAAAUUAUGGUUUUACUUCGUUUGCUAUGUCGAAGCAACCGUGGAUAACUAUCUCAAUGUCCUGGAGGUCUAUAUGCUUCUGGCGUUGAACAUUUGCCGUUAUAUUCAAAUAGCAUACAACAAAAAUGUCUACCAACUUCACAAGAAACUUUUACUUGUCACUCACAUUACUAUGUAUGUAUCUACAGCGUUCUCAUUCAUCAUACAGUUUUCAGUGAAAUGGGCACGGUUAGAUAUCAAAUUUCAAGAUUCAUGUCAAGUCACUUAUACCAACAUCUACAUUCAAGUGUUCAAUAUCAUCACUGCAUUUGCUUUACCCAUUCUGCUGAACGUUGUUGUCAUCUAUAUGAGCGCACGGCAUGUUCGAUUGACAUCAACGUUACAACGAGCGACACAUGUGUCUGCUCGGGAAAAAUACAAUCGAUCACUGGUUAUCCAAUUCCUUAUUUUUUACAUUAUUUGGGUCGCACUAUGGUCGCCCAAUGUUAUUCUAUUUCAGAUAGCUGGUGGCGGAACUUUAACUGCGACCUUUCGCUUGCUGAAUUUUAUCGAAAUUGCUCUGGAUCCAUUGAUCAUAGCUGCACUUGAUGUACGUUUUUGGCAAGCAUGGCAAAAAUUCGGGCAAUAUGUUCGAGUAGAAAUAGUAAAACGUGGUUCAACUGCUGGACGGAUUGGGCCGACAACAACGAGAGUAAAUGUGGUUUCAUUUAAAACAGUACAACAACAAACAACGAAUAUUUAA